GGGGUCCCUGGCCCCUACUUUGAAAACCACUGAUUUAGACAGGGUAACCAAAUCUACCAUGUAAGAUGGUAUGUAAGCCAGUGAAUCUUCCUGAAGGGUGGGUGUCCCACACAUGUCCCUCAGAAACAUAGUGUAGGUACCCCUUGUUCCUCUUGGAUACUUAUUAGUAGGUGGUCACCCUACUCAACAAUGAGGCAUAGAUCUACUUUCAUCGACAGAUGCCCACUACGCCUUUUCCUCCAGGACCGGUCUUCCCGCUGCCAGAGUUUGUUUUGGUCCGCUGGUUUACAAAUUAACUUUAAUAGUUUAGAGAACCCGUCUGAUACCUUACAUCACAAAUGACACAUUCACUGCAGUCGACUUCAGAGGUGGCAACAGGCGGACAGUGGAGCACAGGAGAGCUCACCAGCGCGCGCUUAUUCGGAAAUUAACUAGCCUGGUCAUGUCACUUUAUUGUUUCAAUGAAAUUGCCUUGGAUUUUUCUCGACUUCUGUCGUACAAUUACCAUAUGUGUCCUGGGUUUUAAGGAAUACACCUUUUAAGGUUUGCGUUUGAACUGGUUAUCUGACUGCGGUAGAUCUCGCUCUCAGAACGUACUUCGGAUGGAUAUGAUGUGCUCUCCUACACUUGCUCAAGGACCAACGGUGACUUAUAUGUCCCAUGUUGCCCUCGAUUGACUGUAAACUUUCCACUGGAUUUUAAAAGUGGAGAAUUGUUAUUGAUACACGACAGCAGACAAAAGCGGAAGAAGUUUGAAUUCGAGCUUGGUACACUUGGACAUGGAUACUUACGCCUUAACGGGGUUUCUUUUCAUUGCGUUGCGACUGUUGCACACAGUGCAGGCGUGUGGCGAUGAAUUCGACUUGGAGAAGAGUAGGGAGUUAUGCUUGUCCCAAGUGGAGAAUGUCACGUCAGGCUGUCUUGGGACUUGGGACAUGAUUGCCUGCUGGCCGUCUGCUCAAGUUGGACAGGUGGUCACAAUACCCUGCCCAGAGUAUUUCAGCUUUGUGUCCGGCCACCACCGAGGUAAUAUAUCAAAGAGCUGUACCUCCACAGGCUGGGUGGAUGUUAACCCCAUGUCUAUUUUCCUGAACUGUGGCUACAACCCCAACAGCAACACCAGCGAUGACGUGGAAUUUGGCAAUGUCUACUCGUCGAUUAGGAUUGGGUACACUGUUGGCCAUCUAACGUCCCUGUUGUCCCUCAUCGCAGCCAUAGUAAUACUCUGCAUCUUUAGGAAACUACAUUGCACACGAAACUACAUCCACAUUCACCUGUUCAUGUCCUUCAUCCUGAAAGCAGUGACGAUCCUUGUGAAGGAUAUGGUACUGUAUGGCACAGAUGACGAAGGCUGCUAUUCUGAAUCAGCUGGGUGCAAGGUUGCCAUGGUGUUCUUCCAGUACGGAGCCAUGGCCAGUUACUUUUGGCUGCUGGUGGAAGGACUAUACCUGCACGCUCUUCUGGCAGUCUCAUUCUUCUCCGAGAGGAAAUACUUCUGGUGGUACAUUGUCAUUGGCUGGGGAGUUCCCGCUGUCUUCAUCAUCAGCUGGAGCAUCACCAAGGCUCACCUGAAUGAUGUCGGGUGCUGGGAUUUGAUCGAUGACAAGCUGUGGCUGAUCAUCAAAGUACCUAUCCUGCUGGCCAUAUUGGUGACAUUUAUUCUCUUCAUCUGCAUCAUCCGAAUACUUCGUCAGAAGAUCAACUGCAGAGAUAUUGGCAGAAAUGAGUCAAACCAGCACACGAGACUGGCUAAAUCCACGCUGCUGUUGAUUCCCCUAUUUGGGAUCAACUUCUUAGGAUUCGCGUUCAUGCCUGAGCAUCUGGGUGGUUUUGUCAGGGCAGUCAUUGACCUGGUGCUGGGAUCAUUUCAGGGUUUUGUGGUGGCCGUCCUGUACUGCUUCCUGAAUGGAGAGGUACAGUCCGAGAUCAAGCGGAAGUGGAGGAGGUGGCACCUGCAGAGGUACCUCGACAACGACACCAAGUACCAGCAGCCCUCUCUGGCCAGCAACGGCAACAAUUUCAGUACGCAGAUCACUCUGAUGGCCAAGACCAGCCCGGCCACACGGAGAGCCAGCGCCUGCCCAGACGACCUCUCGGCCAUCUGACCAAGUGUGUAUACAGUACACAAACCCCAAACCUUGUGAGGAGAGGAAACAGUAGGCGGUUGUUGAAGUAACCGUCAUCCACAACAUUUUUUGGAGAUGUACCGCUGCCAAGCUCCUCAGAUUUUUCUCGCCAGGGUGUCUGCUGCUUGGACUGUGGACCACAAGUGCACUUGAGCGCUUUUUUUAGAAAGGGAAUUUAUCAAGAUAAGGGAAUCAGAGUGGUCCAGCUGUCUGGGAAAUCCACAGCCCAGGAUGAACUCCAGCCUAAAGGGAGAUUCAAAACCAAGCAUAGGAUCCGGAGCCGGCCUACACGGCACACAUGGACUGAGUCACACUGACUGAGAUCACCAGACAACAGAUUCACAAGAGAGACAUGUUGUCGAAGAUGCUGUGAAUGUUUUGUAGCAUAUUCCAGAUUGCCCUUGACUUGAGCACCACAGGUUUAACCUUGUUCCUUAGUUUAUAGGGAAAAGGAGGUCAAGAGAGGGGGUUUUAAUCAGUCAGUGUUCACACAAAUGCCAAGCAAAAUGGUAUGGUCCUAUUUUAGGCUCCACUUCACCUACUUUUGAUGUGUAAAUAUGUAAAUGACUUGCAUAGACCCAAACACACCCCCUAUCCUUCACGCAGAAGCCCCCUGCAGCCAGCUCUCCGGCCUCAACAGAAUGUGAACAUGCAGAUGUACUUUUUUGAUUAUCGUUCUCAUUGUUUUACAUAAUAUAGUUAUUUUUUUUAUUGUUAAGCGGGACUGUGUACAAAGUGCAUUGACAUUUCGGUGUAAGAAUUGGUGGACCUCCUUCUGUAGGGACAGAUGUUUACAGAAAAAAGCAAUGAGGAUUGUGUAAAAAUUAGUAUAUUUAAUAUUAUAUAAAUUAAUGAAUCACUGUAUUUUUUCCCUUGUGUAGGUUGUUGGUCAUCAGUUGAUGAGAUUGUGCUCAAGGUUAUUGUUAUGUUCAUUACUGGUCUUCAUUAUUUCCUAUUGUGAAGUGUUAAUUCAUAUUGCUGAAGGGGGCAUGCUCACACAUGCACCAGAUACCUCAUAGUCCAUUAUUUCCAUAAUGGAAAAACAUAGAUAACAACUAUUCAGUAGUUGCACCCACAGAACAUUCAUUCCUUGAUGGAAAUGGAAUGCAAAUAUUUUGACAGUUCACAUGUCUCUGUUGUGGAAUACCAAAUAAAUAUAUGAUCUUGAGUACUCUUUAUGGGGUGAAGGCAAUUUCCUUUUACGUGGUCCGAGGCAGGCCAAAGGCAUGGAAACAUGGCAUAGGAUGCAUGAUGGAUUCAAAGAAAAAUAAACAAGCACAAUUGGAGAACCUCCCUUAAAGAGAAAUCAUCCAUAUCUUGGCCAUCAAAACUGAUAUACAAAUUGAAACAUUUGCAUUUCACGUGGCUGCACAACACACUUGACAGCUCUGGUUUUAUAAAUUGAAAAGCUGAAUUUUUAUGAGGUUGUGGUUGUGGUUAUUACCACAGGCCAGACACUCAAAACUGAAGUAAGAAUGAGAAGGCGAUAUUGAGAAAGACUUUGGGUUUGUUUAUUCUGUGUCCCAGUGAUAACCCAUCUGCUGUGUGUCUACACUCCCUUG
Molecule: messenger RNA, 3688 nt
Organism: Engraulis encrasicolus (European anchovy)
Lineage: Eukaryota; Metazoa; Chordata; Actinopteri; Clupeiformes; Engraulidae
Gene: vipr1a
Product: vasoactive intestinal peptide receptor 1a
Exons: 13
Coding region: 780-2105 (441 amino acids)
Biological process (GO): adenylate cyclase-modulating G protein-coupled receptor signaling pathway; cell surface receptor signaling pathway
Cellular component (GO): plasma membrane
Molecular function (GO): vasoactive intestinal polypeptide receptor activity; peptide hormone binding; G protein-coupled peptide receptor activity
Source: RefSeq, a predicted model, not a curated record